AUGGCCGAGGCCAAGCGCGACGUCCGCAACGCCCUCCUCUUCGAGUGCGCCUGGGAGGUCGCGAACAAGGUCGGCGGCAUCUACACCGUCAUCAAGACCAAGGUCCCCGUCACCGUCUCCGAGUAUGGCGACCGCUACACCCUCAUCGGCCCUCUCUCCUACAAGACCGCCCCCAUGGAGGUCGAAGCCCAGGAGCCCACCGACCCCCAUCUCGCCGCGACCCUAGACAGUAUGCGCGCCGCCGGCGUCAAGAUCCUCUACGGCCGCUGGCUUAUCGAGGGUGCCCCCAACGUCCUCCUCUUCGACACCGGCAGCCAGUAUUCGCGUCUCGACGAGUGGAAGGGUGACCUCUGGAACCUCGCAGGCAUCCCCACACCGCCCAACGACCACGAGACGAACGAGACGAUCGUGUUUGGCUAUAUCGUCGCCUGGUUCCUCGGCGAGUACGUCGCUCGUCAGCUUGACAAGGCCGUCAUCGCCCACUUCCACGAGUGGCAGGCUGGUCUUGCCAUCCCCCUCUGUCGCAAGCGCCACAUCGAUGUCACGACCGUCUUCACCACCCACGCUACCCUUCUCGGGCGCUACCUCUGCGCAGGUUCCGUCGACUUCUACAACAACCUCCAGUACUUCGAUGUCGACCACGAAGCCGGCAAGCGCGGCAUCUACCACAGAUACUGCGUCGAGCGUUCUUCCGCACACUGCGCUGACGUCUUUACCACCGUCUCUCAUAUCACCGCCUACGAGAGCGAGCACUUGCUCAAGCGCAAGCCAGACGGUGUCCUUCCGAACGGUCUGAACGUGGUCAAGUUCCAGGCGAUGCACGAGUUCCAGAACCUGCAUUCAACCGCAAAAGAGAAGAUCAACGACUUCUGUCGUGGGCACUUCUACGGCCAUUACGAUUUCGAUCUUGACAACACGCUCUACAUGUUCACUGCCGGGCGUUAUGAGUACCGGAACAAGGGAGUGGACAUGUUCAUCGAGUCCCUUGCCCGUCUCAACUUCCGUCUCCAGAAGUCGGGGUCUAAGAUGACUGUCGUCGCCUUCAUCAUCAUGCCUGCAGCCACACACUCCUACACCGUCGAUGCGCUCAAGGGCCAAGCUGUCACAAAGCAGCUCCGCGAUACCGUCACGGAGAUCCAAAACCGUAUAGGAGCGCGCCUCUUCGACCAUGCCAUGCGCUCAAACGGCGAGCAUGCCACUUUGCCCACGGCGGAGGACCUACUCUCGGCAGAGGACAAGGUUUUGCUCAAGCGGCGAAUCUUUGCCCUCAAGCGGAACGCGCUCCCGCCCGUCACUACCCACAACAUGGCCGACGACUCGAGCGACCCGAUUCUGAACCAGAUCCGCCGCGUCAAGCUUUUCAACCACUCGAACGACCGUGUCAAGAUCGUAUUUCACCCUGAUUUCCUGAACAGCAACAAUCCGAUCCUCGGCAUGGACUACGAGGAGUUCGUUCGUGGCUGCCACCUGGGCGUCUUCCCUAGUUACUAUGAGCCGUGGGGCUACACACCUGCAGAGUGCACAGUCAUGGGUAUUCCGUCGGUCACAACGAACCUCUCAGGCUUCGGCUGCUUCAUGCAAGACCUCAUCGACCGCCCUCAGGACGAAGGGUGUUAUAUUGUCGACCGUCGGUCACAGUCGGCGGAAGAAUCGGUCAACCAGCUCACGGACUGCAUGUUCUCGUUCGUCUCCAAGACUCGUCGCCAGCGCAUCAACCAGCGCAACCGCGUCGAGCGUCUGAGUCCGCUCCUGGACUGGAAGAACCUAGGGAUCGAGUACUCGAAGGCACGCCAGCUUGCGCUCCGCCGCGCGUACCCCGACUCGUUCUACGGUGGUGAGGGUGAAGAGGACUUCGACCUCGGCAUGGAGCGCAUGACGCUGCCGAUCAGCGUACCUGCGAGCCCUCGGUACAAGAUGUCAGGUAUUGCCACGCCCGGGGACAUCGGCACUCUCACCGAAGAGAUGCAGGCGCUUGGCACCUCUGACUACCGCGGCUACCAGUGGCCGUCGCAGCAAGACGAGGACGAUGAGGGAUACCCAUUCCCGCUGGUCAUGAAGGUCCGCUCGCGCGCGAACUCGGCGGUCAUGUCCGGUGCAAGCACUCCUGGAGGCGGUCGUUCGAAGAGCUUGAGCGAGGGCGACCUCCGCAAGGCCGAUGCUGCGCUCAGCCACGUCACCGACAGUGUUGAGUCGCCCGUUAACGGUAUCAACGGCACCAACGGUCACUGA
This is a messenger RNA of Epithele typhae, 2229 nucleotides long. RefSeq names its product glycogen synthase. Gene Ontology annotation, molecular function: alpha-1,4-glucan glucosyltransferase (UDP-glucose donor) activity. NCBI's taxonomy places the organism in Eukaryota, Fungi, Basidiomycota, Agaricomycetes, Polyporales, Epitheliaceae. Bases 1 to 2229 code for a protein of 742 amino acids. The record is from RefSeq and is a predicted model, not a curated record. Gene Ontology annotation, cellular component: cytoplasm. The transcript is spliced from 7 exons. Gene Ontology annotation, biological process: glycogen biosynthetic process.